GAACAAAACAUUUUGCACCGGCUCCUCUUUGUCCACCCACCUUACCGCUGAAGCAACAUCAUCUACGGCAGCACCAUGGCGAAUGUUGACGAUACCAAACUGUAUGACAUCCUCGGAGUCUCCACAUCCGCAACUGAAAAUGAGCUGAAAAAGGCAUACCGAAAACUGGCAAAAGAAUACCACCCUGACAAGAACCCAAAUGCUGGCGACAAGUUUAAAGAAAUCAGCUUCGCCUAUGAGGUGUUGUCCAACCCUGAGAAGAGGGAACUUUAUGAUCGCUAUGGGGAAAAAGGCUUGCGUGAAGGUGGUGGGGGUGGCCCAGGGAUGGAUGAUAUCUUCUCCCACAUCUUUGGUGGUGGGCUCUUUGGCUUUUCUGGUGGGAGUCGUGCCAGAAAUGGAGGUCGCAGGAGAGGAGAGGACAUGGUCCAUCCACUCAAGGUGUCACUGGAGGACUUUUACAAUGGAAAAACAACUAAACUACAACUUAGCAAGAAUGUUCUGUGUAGUACUUGUAAUGGCCAAGGAGGGAAGACGGGUGCUGUACAAAAAUGUACAACGUGUAGGGGGCGUGGUAUGCGCAUCAUGAUCAGACAGCUGGCGCCAGGGAUGGUCCAGCAGAUGCAGUCUGUCUGUACUGAUUGUAAUGGCGAAGGUGAAGUUAUCAGUGAGAAGGACCGCUGUAAAAAAUGUGAGGGAAAGAAGGUCAUCAAGGAAGUGAAGAUUCUAGAGGUACAUGUGGACAAAGGAAUGAAGCACAACCAGAAAAUUACCUUUGGAGGGGAAGCUGACCAGGCACCUGGGGUCGAGCCUGGGGAUAUAGUUCUGGUCUUGCAGGAAAAGGAAAAUGAGACAUUCCGACGAGAUGGCAAUGACCUACAUAUUACUCAUAAGAUUGGCCUGGUGGAGGCACUGUGUGGCUUCCAGUUCAUGCUGAAACACUUAGACGGCAGACAGAUUGUUGUGAAGUACCCUGCUGGAAAAGUAAUUGAACCAGGCUCUGUGAGGGUGGUGCGAGGAGAGGGCAUGCCACAGUACCGCAACCCUUUUGAGAAAGGAGAUCUGUUUAUCAAGUUUGAUGUCCAGUUCCCAGACAACAACUGGAUCAGCCCUGAGAAACUGGCGGAGCUGGAGGACAUGUUGCCCUCGCGGUCAGAGCAACCCAUCAUCACCGCGGACAUGGAGGAGGUCGACCUGCAGGAUUAUGACGUCAGCCAGAGUUCAACAUCAGGAAACCGCAGAGAGGCCUACAAUGACAGCUCUGACGAAGAGGGCGGACACCAUGGGCCGGGGGUACAGUGUGCCCACCAGUAAUCUCAUACUAUCUCUCUCUCUUGCUCUCAUACAGACAUGCGCACACAGACACACACAUCCACAGACAUGCACAAACAUGACCCAUAUUAUACUUGGAGAAAAUGUAUGAGUUGCAGAGUAAACAAGAAGGUAGUUUGGACUGGAAAGGCUUGGUAGGUUGUUGGGCACCGAUCGGAUAAUUGCAUUCAAACAUGGCACCGGGAUUAUUGUUGUUGACUAUGUUUUGAUAAUUUUGAUCUUUGUGUGGGGGAACUCGCACUGGUUCAGCCAAAAACAUUGGCACCUCAAAUAGAUAUUGAGAGGUUUAACAGCAGCUUCACAAAUGCAUCAGGCAAAACAAAUGGUUGCCCCAGUGACCACUGCCAGGUGUGACUAUGAUCUGGUGUUAAAUGCUACUCUUUCACCUCACCACCCUUUUAUUCCUCUUUCACCUCUCUUAAAUCCAUUCCCCUGUGCUAAUGCAAACUCCAGAUGGGUCAAAGAAUGUUCUUGUUUUCUGAGUGUGUGACUUGCAUUUUGUUUUCAUAGUAUUUACAAUAAUUAAUUUAAAAUAUAACUAAUGUGUAUACACAGACAAAGCAGCCGAGCAAUGUGACAUGCUGAUCCGUGAGAUCGUUUAUUCAUGGACUUCAUAGGAUUUGUUUCUGAUCUUUAAAGCUUUAUUUUCCUUUGUAGGUUUUUACUUGUUUUUCCUCUUUCUUAAAAUUUUAAUUCAAACUGAUGUUUGGUUAUUGUGUAUAUCUUUGAACCGGUUGUUGGUAAGCUUCUUAAGCUGCUAUAAUGAAAGCUGUGUGAUUUUUAAAAUAAAAAUCACGUGAAAUGACAAAAACAUGUAGCCUGUGUCUGUGCUGAAACCAUGUGCAUGUAAAAAGCUUUGGUUCUUGCACUUCUCAAACAUCUGUCAAUUAAAGCGGCACACUUCUGAAGAAAAUGUCUAUGAAGUUGUUGAAUAAAUUGUUCAAAUAUA
Solea senegalensis (Senegalese sole) is the source of this 2278-nucleotide messenger RNA. Its product is annotated as dnaJ homolog subfamily A member 2-like. Gene Ontology annotation, molecular function: Hsp70 protein binding; ATP binding. The record is from RefSeq and is a predicted model, not a curated record. Bases 76 to 1311 code for a protein of 411 amino acids. Lineage: Eukaryota; Metazoa; Chordata; Actinopteri; Pleuronectiformes; Soleidae. Gene Ontology annotation, biological process: protein refolding; response to heat. Gene Ontology annotation, cellular component: cytosol; cytoplasm. The transcript is spliced from 9 exons.